Aspergillus glaucus CBS 516.65 is the source of this 309-nucleotide messenger RNA. RefSeq names its product FAD-binding oxidoreductase. Gene Ontology annotation, biological process: lactate catabolic process. Gene Ontology annotation, molecular function: D-lactate dehydrogenase (NAD+) activity; D-lactate dehydrogenase (cytochrome) activity; FAD binding. The transcript has 2 exons. Gene Ontology annotation, cellular component: mitochondrion. The record is from RefSeq and is a predicted model, not a curated record. The annotation marks the transcript as partial. NCBI's taxonomy places the organism in Eukaryota, Fungi, Ascomycota, Eurotiomycetes, Eurotiales, Aspergillaceae.
GUGCCUAGCGGUGCAGUCCGACCAAGCAAAGUAGAGCAGGUCCGGCAGAUUGUAAAGCUAGCCAAUGUCUACAAAGUCCCAUUGUGGACUGUUUCCCGGGGGAAAAACUUGGGAUACGGCGGAUCGGGCUCGGUGACCAAGGGGUGUGUAAUCCUCGAUCUUCAACAGAUGAAGAACAUUAUGGAAGUGAAUGAGGAAUACGGAUACGCUAUUGUUGAACCAGGAGUGUCUUUCUUUGAUCUUUUCAAUGAAAUCCAACGAAGAGGGUUUAAUCUCUGGCCCUCCGUCCCAGCAAUGGGAUGGGGGUAA